Messenger RNA from Aspergillus wentii DTO 134E9, 594 nucleotides. RefSeq lists its product as uncharacterized. NCBI's taxonomy places the organism in Eukaryota, Fungi, Ascomycota, Eurotiomycetes, Eurotiales, Aspergillaceae. The transcript is spliced from 2 exons. The coding region runs from base 1 to 594 and encodes 197 amino acids. The record is from RefSeq and is a predicted model, not a curated record.
AUGGGGCUGUUCUCAUCCAAAACCCUCAUCAAGGCCCAUGCCUUGUUUUUGUUUGUGAUGGCCGUGUACCUGACCAAAUCCCCCGAGGUCAUCACCGAUUCGGAUGUGGUUUUUAUGGUGGGCGAGGUUCUGCAGAUAGAUGCAUCCCCUCCCUUUGCCCGCCCUCAAUCUCCCUUUGCAAUGUGCGGCAUCCUCCUUAUCGCGGACGCCCUCGUCGACCUCAUCAUCGUGACCAAGGUACCCCAACUCAACGAGAUUCUCGCCAUAGCCGAAGUAUCUAGACGUGCAUCCUCUAUCCCUGUGGCGGGUGCCAUGCGCUUGAACCCGUUCAUGGCGCGUCUCGCGAGUCUCUACUCGGAGAUUUGGACGCUGCUCUCCGCGUCGCGCUUCUGUCUUUUCUUUGCCGUGUCGUUUUUCAUCUACCAGAGUAAACCGGGUGUUUGGGGUAUUGGCACAUCGUCAUUUGGUGGGGACGAGGCUAUUUCAGCAUUGGAUCAUUUGAAGAACCGGGUGGUUUUUACAUAUGGGUUUAUGGAAAUGAUGUUCUGGCUUUGGGUGUGUUAUUCUCUUGCCCUUUGGAAUUUGGGUUGCUGA